Schistocerca serialis cubense is the source of this 871-nucleotide messenger RNA. Its product is annotated as dehydrogenase/reductase SDR family member 11-like. The transcript has 4 exons. The coding region runs from base 49 to 414 and encodes 121 amino acids. The record is from RefSeq and is a predicted model, not a curated record. NCBI's taxonomy places the organism in Eukaryota, Metazoa, Arthropoda, Insecta, Orthoptera, Acrididae. Gene Ontology annotation, molecular function: oxidoreductase activity.
GUGAACGUGCUGGGUCUGAGCAUCUGCACCAGGGAGGCCGUGCAGGACAUGCUGAAUAGAGGUGUCGACGACGGCUUCAUCAUCCACAUCAACAGUUUGGCGUGCCACCUUCCCACAUUCGACGAGGUGUACGCCAUGUACUGCGCCAGCAAAUACGCCGUCAAGGCGCUGCUCGACGGACUGCGCCUCGACCUGGUCACCAGGAAGAGCAACAUCCGUGUCGGGCAAAUAUCUCCCGGUGUAGUUAUCACGGAAAUUUUUGACAAUCUGACAAAACUCUCGAAAGAAGCAGCCCUGGCGAUGGCGCAUUUCCUACCAGAGGACGUGGCAGCGGCCGCGGUGUACAUGCUGUCCCAGCAACCGCGCGUGCAGGUUUACGACAUCAUAUUACGGCCUACUGGAUCGGCGUUUUAGCUCUAGAUGUCAUAGCUUUUUCUGGUUUCGAGAAGAUAAGCAUAUCCAGAAAUUUAUAAGCCUCUAGAAGCAACAUGCAUUUGCUUGUUCAUUACACUAUUUUUAUUUGGCUGAGUAAGGAAAUAAAAGAAGAUUCCCUGUGAUGUGUAAUUCAGAGAAUAUGUAGAAGAGUGAGACUUUAGUACGUUACGACGUACCUCUCUUAAUCAAGGUGGACUGUAUAUUUUGUAAAUUACCGGAGGUGUGACAGAUCAUUCGUAAUUGUAAUACAGCAGUAUUGAGAAUUUGAGAAAUGAAUCAAUCCAUAAAAGGAUAGUAGUAAGUUUUGACACUGAAACUAAUGUACAUACUACUUUUGAACUCUCAACAAAUUCUUAGAACUAACAUCAUUAUACACUCCUAGCAGACAUAAAGAUAUUAACUGCAUAAAAUAACAAAAUGGAAACAGUAGAGAGCU